AUGGCGACGGAUCACAUUGGCCGACUGCCCGCGGAGCUGAAAUGCGCAGUCGUGCGCUAUCUGGUCCUCAAGGAUCGGCAAGCGGUCUCGCUCAUAAACAGGGAUUGGGCCGUCGUCGCGAUGCCCAUUAUGUGGGAGACUUUUACCACGGACCUACUCGUCAAGACUGGCCCGGGCUCACGAAAUGUGCGCGGUUUAGCAUCCCCCUCCUCGAACAUCGUCAAGCAUGUCCGCAGGAUCAACCUUCUGGACCGACCGAACGCGUUCAAGGAAGCAGACCAACUGCCACAAUUGCUGGCCGCUAUCCCUCGCGGCCAACUAACGGGCUUCAAGAGCAGAAGUGGGGUGCCUUUCAGUACGCUCGAGCUCCUACUGCAGAUACACCCGAGACUCGAACAGUUUGACAUCCCUGGUCUUCAGAUGUCGGGGAUAUUACAAUCGGCGUGGACCGGUUCAUCCUUAUCAGGACUCACCCGUAUGGACGUCUCUGUAAACACUCCGACCCCACGAGACUUCCAGGAGCUAUGGGUGCGAUGUCCAAAGCUGACGCACAUUCAUAUGAUGCGGAGCGAAACUGUCACGUCGACGUCAAUCAGCUUGCAAGAAGGUCAUUUCGAGGUCGAUACAACAUCUGCAGUCUCACAAGAUGGAUCAGACACAACGCAGUCGGACAUGGUCAGCCUUCAACUAAGCAGCCUUUAUAUCAGUGCUCUUAUGCUCCCUGCGACUUUUAGCACCAUGUUCCAGCGGAUAGACAUUUUUGCCCUCACCGAGCUCGUCCUUGUUGAUACCGGACGCGUUGCUGAGCUGCUGGAAGCUAUGUGCUUUGAAUUCCAGAAGCGAGAGACCUCUCUGAGGAAGCUGCGACUUCUCCUGAUGAAUGAGGACGCGUCAAAUGACAUUCGCUCCCAGCUAGAGUUGUUUCUACUCUCUUUCCACGGACUGAGCCAGCUACAUUACCAGUGCGACAACUGCGACAAGAUCGACAUUGAUGGCAUCAUCAACCACGGGGAGACACUCACGGACCUACUCGUCGUCAACGGAGGUGUCCACCGACAAGAUGCCACCGAAUGCAUGAGCGCGGAAGAGCUGGGCAAGGUCGCCAUCGCAUGUCCGAAUCUAGAGCAACUAUGCCUCAACCUAUACGAGAUCGAUCCAGAUACUCCAGAAGGUGACUUCCUCGGCCCGAAAACAUCUGUACUUUCAGAAUCGACAGAAUUCGAGAAGGCUUUGGGCGCCAUUGCAAGCAUGAAAGCGCUACGGCUACUACGCUUGACAAACCUGCCGAAUUAUCGCAAAGCCUACCACCGCCAAGGAGAGUUCAUGCGCUUCUUUCGCCGAUCACUUGAGAGCGGAGAGCAGCGCUACGCGUUCCAAGCCCGAGCAGACAGCAUCGUACGAUACAUGGGCGAUCGGGAAUCGAAUAUCAGGCUCCUCGCGUUCUCUCCCAUGGAAUCACUGACAAAAGCUGCCACGGCGGACAAGAACGGCCAUGUCUGGCCCCGCUAUUUCUACUCCUGCGAACGGAUGAAGAGCAGUCGAGGUGCGGAGGUAUCGAUCGCGAGGGCGGUGAGGGACUGGAAGGCGGAGAUGCCGGAGGCUACCAUACUAAACGAGGGAUGA
Molecule: messenger RNA, 1623 nt
Organism: Alternaria ventricosa
Lineage: Eukaryota; Fungi; Ascomycota; Dothideomycetes; Pleosporales; Pleosporaceae
Exons: 1
Coding region: 1-1623 (540 amino acids)
Source: RefSeq, a predicted model, not a curated record